CCUUGAAGGUGGCAAAGCAUGCAUUUAGGCCACGUACACACAAUCUGCAUAAACGCCAAAGUCGAUUGUUUUGUUUACUUUUAUAUCAAUAAUUAAAGAGGAAAGUAGUUAAGUCGAGCUGCAAAUGGUUUGUUCCACAUAUCGAAGAUGAGGAUUGAAUUAUUAGAUUUGUUUGCUAUUUUGUCGUUAUAUUUCUUUUCAACGAUUCUCGGGGAGGAACAACCGGCGGGAGAGCAGAAGCAAGGCGAAAAUGCUGGGCAAAAGAUUGAUCCAAUGAAACUUAUUAAAGACUCUCAACACAUUAAAGAACAUUUGAAAGCUGAAUAUGGAUUUAAUGACAAACAAGCUGAUGACUAUCUUAAGCAAUAUGAUGCCCAGACACAAUUUUUUGUGAUGCAUGAUUAUGAUAACAACACAAAGCUAGAUGGUUUGGAAUUAUUAAAGUCAAUGACACAUCAUCAUGAUGGGGAUGACCAUGGUGACGGCCAUGAUGCAUCAGAUCAGACAGAUACUCUAGUUGAAUUUGUAGACAUGGUAAUGAAAGAUCAAGACCUCAAUGAUGAUGGAUACAUUGAUUACCCAGAAUACAUCAAUUAUUACACUAAAUUUGAUAAAGGAAGUGAUGAUGGUGCACCUGGUACUGCAAAGUCCUAAUCUCAGAAAAAAUAGUUCUUGAAGUAAUCUAAUUUCAACUGACUUUCUUCUUAGCUGUUUCAAAUUUCCAUAGCACUGCUUUUAUAAGAUUCGUCAUUUAUGUUUGAAUCAAUGCGCGAAGAGACAUGAUGUUAAAUUUUACAAGAUAAGCAAUAGUGGUUAUAAUAAGAUUACAGAGCUGCUUUGUAGCCAAGAAGGGAAUCAUUAUGAAGGCUCAUUUCCUAAAGGUAGUAAUUUUUACAGCGAUUUGAUUUUCUUCUCAAAAGUAUAGCACCAGCAUUCUUAGAAAUAAUCCUUUAAUAGGUAAGUUACUUAAAGAUUCAUCUCAGAGGCUCUAGAGCUGAUUUUUGGCUACAUUUAAACCUGUAAGUAAAUUUCAAAAUUUUAUUUAACAUCCAAAGAUGUUUCCUAGAGGUAGAGACCACCUACAAAGACAUACUGUAAUUAAUAUGAUACACAUUGAGAAUAAAUAUUGAUUGAUUACCACUUUUAAGGGGUAUCUACAGAAUCGCAUUAAAACUUCCAUAAUAUGUCUAAUGUUAGUGCAAUAUUUAUAUGGUGAUUGGUAAAGCUGAUGCAGAUUAAUCACCAUUUGUCACAAUAUGGACAGCUUUCUAAUGGAUUCUCAGAAGUAAACUUGAACUUGCUGUUUGUAAUGUUUGAUAUUUUUCUCUUUUUGCUCAAAAUGAAGUUUUAUUAAGCUAUUCAUUUGUGAAAAGAUAAGCCAAUUUGAUAUCCAUCAAAAUUCUUGUGACAUCUUGUUAUCUGUGAAACAUUUAAAAAACAUCUUUAAAUAGACAGAGCAUAUUGAGAUCUUGCCAUUGACAGACUGGCCAGUUGGGCUACUCAUCGGUUGGGUUUUUAAAGGUUCCUUUUUCUUCCAUGAAUUUUUUUAUUAAUUGUUAAAUUAAGAUAUUAGCAGCUGACACAUUUAUAAAUAUAUUGCGAAAAUUAUAAGAAAAAAUUUAUUUUUCUGGUCGUAAACCCCAAUUUUUAGCACACUUCACUCACCUUCAGUUUCAUGGCCUUAAUUUCAAUGACAAUUGUGCUCUUGUCCCUGGCAGUCAGUCUGUCCCUGCAUCAUCCUCAUACAAGAUAAAUAAGAAAAACAAACUAUAAAGCCUAAGAUCGACGAAUCUUGCUAUAUACUUAGAAGCAGAAAAUAUUGUAGUGAUAGAAGUUUUAACAAAAAUAAAAGUUCCUAGAUUG
Messenger RNA from Rhopilema esculentum, 1863 nucleotides. RefSeq names its product multiple coagulation factor deficiency protein 2 homolog. The record is from RefSeq and is a predicted model, not a curated record. Lineage: Eukaryota; Metazoa; Cnidaria; Scyphozoa; Rhizostomeae; Rhizostomatidae. Gene Ontology annotation, molecular function: calcium ion binding.